GCGGCGGCCUCUGCCCUUCCGCGGACCUGGGGAGAGAGCGAGCGGGCACCCUGGACCCACGCCUCUGUUCUCCGGGGUGCUGGGGGUGAGGGCUUGAAACUCCAGCAGCACCAACUUUGACAGCGAUCAGCACCCUCCGGCGUCCCUUUAUAAUUAGGAGGAACAGCACAAUAUGCUGGGCUCUGGAUUUAAAGCUGAGCGUUUACGAGUCAAUUUGAGAUUAGUCAUAAACCGUUUAAAACUAUUAGAGAAAAAAAAAACUGAACUGGCGCAGAAAGCAAGAAAAGAGAUUGCUGACUAUCUGGCUGCUGGGAAAGAUGAACGAGCUCGGAUACGAGUGGAGCACAUUAUCCGAGAAGACUACCUCGUGGAGGCCAUGGAGAUCCUGGAGCUGUACUGUGACCUGCUGCUGGCUCGGUUUGGCCUCAUCCAGUCUAUGAAGGAGCUAGAUACUGGUUUGGCUGAAUCUGUGUCUACACUGAUCUGGGCAGCUCCUCGACUCCAGUCAGAAGUGGCUGAGUUGAAAAUAGUUGCUGAUCAGCUCUGUGCCAAAUAUAGCAAGGAAUAUGGCAAGUUAUGUAGGACCAACCAAAUUGGAACUGUGAAUGACAGACUAAUGCACAAACUGAGUGUAGAAGCCCCACCCAAAAUCCUGGUGGAAAGAUACCUCAUUGAAAUUGCCAAGAACUACAAUGUGCCCUAUGAGCCUGAUUCUGUGGUCAUGGCAGAAGCUCCUCCUGGGGUAGAGGCAGAUCUUAUUGAUGUUGGAUUCACAGACGAUGUGAAGAAAGGGGGCCCUGGACGAGGUGGUGGUGGUGGUGGGUUCACAGCACCAGCUGGUGGACCUGAUGGGACAGUGCCCAUGCCUAUGCCCAUGCCCAUGCCUUCUCCAAAUACUCCUUUUUCAUACCCACUUCCAAAGGGACCAGUAAGUAUACCUUCGGAUUUCAAUGGAUUGCCAGUGGGGACUUAUCAGGCCUUCCCCAAUAUUCAUCCACCCCCGAUACCAGCAACUCCCCCAUCAUAUGAAUCUGUUGAUGAUGUUAAUGCUGAUGAGAAUGUCUCUUCUGCACAGAUUGUUGGUCCUGGACCCAAGCCAGAAGCCUCUGCAAAGUCCCCUCCCAGACCCGUGGACACCUAUGACAACUUUGUACUGCCAGAGUUGCCGUCUGUGCCAGACACAUUACCAGCUGCAUCUGCUGGUGCCCACACCUCAGCCUCUGAGGACAUUGACUUUGAUGAUCUUUCCCGGAGAUUUGAAGAGUUGAAAAAGAAAACAUAGGCUCCUUAACACCAGCCAGCGUCAAAGUUCUGGGAGUUAAGACUGAGCAGUUUCUCCUAAUGAAAAAUCUCUGUUUCAUUUCUUAACCGUCACUGAGUGCACACUCCUCUGGGCUCUCUUCCUGCUCUGCCAAGUUCUGCUGCUUCCCUGUUCUCUGUUGGCCCUAAGACACUAAUGACUGGAGACUCUACGAGGCCAGAGCAGGUGCUUCCCGUGCUUGUCCGUUUCCUCCUGUGAGUGUAAUCCUAGGUUGUCUCCUCAUCUAUCCCCCAUCCUUCCACAGGGGAGUGAGGAAGUGAGUGUGGGGAAGCUGCUAAAGAUGGCUGAACGUUGGAAGAGAAUACAUCAUGGAGUGUAUCAGCCCUGUGCUGAGUGAGAAUCAAGGCCAAGGUGUCUAUUUUCUCACUUUGGUAGGAGAGAGAAAAUGACUCAAGAAGGCAUUGCAACAGUUCUUGGAAACUGGGUCUUCUCAUUGGCAUACACACUCCUCCUUGCUGCAGGGUAGUGUUCCACCUGGAUCCAGUUGCAAAGUUUAUUUGGAAAGGUGAAGGCCUCCCUUAGUUCUACUGGAUUCUCAGGGAGCCCUCUGUGGCCUUUUGCUUUACUCUGAGUGCUGUGUUUCCCUUUUACCAGAGGGCAGCACUGUAUAAAUCUGUUUUUCCCCAUAGCAUGUUCUGUUGGAUUGCAUUACUGGCAAAGGAAGGACAGGCCACGUACUGGGCAGAAGUCACCAUUCCUAGCUAAGGUGGGCUUCCAGUUGCCUUAAUAGAAGUACUCAAGUCUCUUGGGUAGUGAGCUGGAAAGCCUACAGAAGAAGUUCCUGUUUUCAUUUGAAAACUUUAUGAUUAAGAGAACCUUUAAAAACUGAUCACAGGUAAAAUGUUGGUACCCAUGUGGCUGUAGUUUCUGGCUGCUUUCCUUGACGGAUGAGACUCGUAACUGUUGUUAACUUACAUGCUCCUUUGCCCCCUAGCUAAGGCUGUCCUUCCUCACAGGGAUGGCUUUGGGAAAGGAAGAUAGAAUUUGGCUUCUGUGUAGUGUUUCUGUACAUAUCUUUAAAGCAACUUUUCUUUAAUGGUUUUGAUUGGUUUGUAUCUCAUAGCUCAGUAGCUGAUAAUAAAGUUAAAAAUUCUGUGCCCUGC
Manis javanica (Malayan pangolin) is the source of this 2424-nucleotide messenger RNA. RefSeq names its product IST1 factor associated with ESCRT-III (gene IST1). The record is from RefSeq and is a predicted model, not a curated record. Gene Ontology annotation, biological process: protein transport. NCBI's taxonomy places the organism in Eukaryota, Metazoa, Chordata, Mammalia, Pholidota, Manidae.